UCUCGGAGAGGAUGGAAAAUGACGGUCUUUCCUCGUUUCCGUCUACCCCGGUUUCGAGACUCGAGCGUCAAACCUCUCACCGGGUACAUCCAUCGGAGGUCCGAUCGAACGGCGACAGGUCCGCCGGCUGAAUUUUCAUCGGCCAAAGUUUCACUUUCUCCCGUGCCAUGCUCCAACGAGCGGCGGCUCGUUGACCCUGUCCAAUCGAGGGACCGAUCUGGGCCAUUUCCGGUGGAACCGCCGCGAGCCCUUCCGCGACCGGCCCAGGGGAAAGGAGCGUCCCCUACCGUUCCUCCUGGUCGGACAAUUUCUAUUAUUUUACGCAAAGCGCGUCGAGCGGUCCCUCGGGAACUCGGCCGAGGGCAUUUUCUUUCGCGAGCAUCCCUCUCUCUCUUCUCUCUGUACCGGACAGGUACAUUUCACCUGCACGAACUCUCGUGUCCGGGUAAAUCCGAAGUUUAUGCCGCCCGUCAGCGACAGAGCCAGAGGAGAACUUCGGCUUCUGUUUCCGAGCGGACCGUUCCGGUUAGUCUCCCGCGUUACGCGAGCACCCCCGGAAAUGGGACGAUUAUGAAGAUACAUCGUUUUUCGAUGGUUAUCGCCAAAUUUCCUCCAAAGCGUGGAGGGUCGUUUCUGCCGCAUCGAACGACGGAAAGGACGGAGCCGAGUCCUCCGUUCACCGCCCGCGACCGAUCCGCUCGCCGCACGAAUUUACGCAGGUGCGUGCCGAUCCUCCCCCGAGUUACGGGAAUACCUGUAAUACGGAUCCCUAACUGGUCCGUUACUCCUCCCGCGCGUUUCCAGGAGUCGUCUCAUGCAUUCGAUAUUUAUGCCGGCUAAUUAAUGCGUCCUGCCUCCGUACUCGCGUAGGAGAACCCGCGCUCGCGGGAGCCACGGGUCGAUUACUCCGUUUGCUCCUACCAUUUUUUAUGCCGGUAACCGUAUCACCUAGCCGAUUAAUUGGCACGUCGGCGAAGAGCCGUGGAACAUUUUACCUACUUUUCUGUAUUUCUUUGCAUAAUUUUUCUUUAUCGAUAAGUCGAGUCGGGUAUCGAUUUGACCACUAAUUAACGCGUUUAGAAAUAUCUAGACUCCGGAGAACGGUUAUUCGGGCACCUCGCGCCCAUUACCCGCUAACACUCGCCACUUCGUCGUCGCGCUCUCGUGCAAUAAUUACGAAUUCCCCGUAACUGCGGCGUAAUCCGCCCGUAAACCCUGGGGAUCCGUGCACGCGUCUACGUAGAGCGGUACUCCCAUUAUCGUGACCCGGUUCCUUUCGGGCCGCGACGCUGCCCGACUACCGAUUUCGAGUCGUACAGUUAGAGGUACACGGUCUACUCCGUGAUGUACCGUAUUUAAUCCUAGAGGCCCUAACCAUAUGUACGAAGGGGUACGUUGAUUGGACCCAAACGCGAUACGCUACCGGUACGCGAAUGUACCGGGGUGUACCCUCGUGUCUGCACUCGUACGUCCGGCAAAUACGAAAGCGACGUUCUUGCACGUAAGCGUUUAAUUCGGCUGCCAAUGGGUACGACAACUGGCAAAGGUCUAAUCGCUACACGAGAACCGUAAGCCUGUGUCGUUACCAUCGAGGUGCACGUAAAAGGACAUCCGUGCUCGGUACCUCCCAAAAUGGUCCCGUAUGUAGAGGCCGUGAUUCAACGCGCCGACGUCGAGGCUGAGGACUUGCGCGAUUUUUUUAUAUUUUUUUCUACCCACUUUCCUCUAUUUAUUUUACGCCGUUUUACGGCUCUUCUGUGGACCAUUCGAAAAAUCGACCGCGUAAACGCGGCGGAACCAGCUCGAGAUUCGAGCGAUCAACUUUUAUUGGGCUCGGUUUCAAAAAUGAAACCCCGUAAAGCGGAUAGGAUAAAUAUAGGGGAACGCGAGGAGAAAUGGCGGUCCGAAAAAUCGGAGCUUCGAAGUAAAAAUCGAAUUCAGCCGGCGUUAGAAAGUCCUCGGCGAGAAAGUGAGAAAAACGAUCGGAUAGAUCGCGAUUCGUAUUGCGCGAUCGAUCCCUUUCUCGGGUUUCCUAUUUUUCUAACUUUUCGCUCUCGAUCGUGUGCCUGAGAAAGGAAAGGAUUUUUUUAACGGGCCUUGCGAGGAAGGUGUCUCGAUGGUUCGCGUUUUGGAUCAGUCAGAAUAAUUGAAUGGGAUUUUAUUCCUCUUCCGUUGAGUACUGGACCGGGAAUUCGCGCAGUUUGCGGAUUCGGUAAUCGCGACUCGAUCGAACGGAACUUUUCCUCGGGAGGGGACUCCGUUUUUUUAAACCAGGGGCGUGAAAUUUAAAUCGACGGGUCGCUGCCCGCGGCAUGCGAAAAUAUCCGGACUCGUUUCGAACAAAAGUCCCCGAGCCAUUCGGAAAUAUUGAAGCCCCUGUUAACCCACCGAAGCAUGAGUUCAUAAAGCCGGGGUACAAAAGGUCCUUUACGUCCCUGAAACGUUACGAAAUUCUAUCCGCUCCGGGCAAACUGUCCAGAUAUUUAACAAUCACCUUUCCAACGCGAGGUCACGGUUUGAAAAAGAAAAAAAAAAAUUGGGAGUCCGCUUUUACGAGGUGCCGACACGUCGCAAUUAAUUAAAUAAUUAAUGUCGCGGUGAUCCUCUCCCUCGCGCGAGGAUCAUCCGCGCACUCGGGAUUGCGCAAAGUCCUCGGUGAAAUAUUACAUGUACGUUAUCUUUAUUUGGUUUUGACGAGCGUGCAACUAUUGGCGCAAUCCCGGGCAAAGGAAAUCCCGUGACUCGGCGACUCCUCGAAGGUCCGUCCUGGAAUGCUCUCGUAAUCGCAAUCGCUUGAUUAAAAAAUUAAUUCCAACGGCUGUUAAUCAGUCGGCGGUGGUUAAUUGGCCGGAGGGCAUAAUCCGCGGGAAUGCUCGGGUAUGUUGGAAAUUUAUCUCGUGGAGAUCGGUGACGAGUCCGAAAGAAAAUCCUUGGCCGGUCAGAAUCCGGAGGAGCACUCGGCGAUUCUUUUGAAAGCCGAUCUCACGCAUCCCGUGGCACUCCCCCGCGUCCUCCCUUCGCGGUUUUUUGAUUUACCGAACGGCGUAUCUCCUUCGCGCGGUUAGUUUCGGUUACCUAACCGCAUUCCAAUAAGUUUCCUCAUAUUUCUUCGGGUUUAGACACACUCGCCGAGUAUCCGGUUGCCUGCGGUUGCACCCUACGAUUUUGUUUACUCGCAUUCUCCUCGCGUGUCCUUUUCAUCCUCGUCGCGAAACUCCUCUCGAGAGCUUCCACUCGUCCUUCCAGGAGACCGGAAGACUUCGAGCCGAUCGACGACAAAUUUCAUCCGCCGUCCUGCUCCUCGGAGAAAUGCAAUUUAUUACUUUCCUCGGUAUACGGAAUUCGCCGGCUUACCUCUUCGACUUUAAACUCCUCCGACCUUGACCGAUUGGACGUUGUUCCCGAUGAGUUUCCAAUCGAUGGCGCCUUCAUCGGGACAAGAUAUCGGAAGUACGUACAAACUCGGAAAAUUCGCAAAAUUUCCGGUCAAAGCUUUCGGUAGCUACGAUUAAAUAGAAACGUUUCUGUACCUUGGGAAAAAAAAAUCAAGCUCGAAAUUCGGCUGGUUUUAAUUAAUUAAAUUCUUAAUUCAAGGGGGGAAAUUAAAGGGCGAUAGGGGACGAGGGAUCGUUUUUUUCGGUGACGUUAUUUUCUUCCGCUGGAUCGAAAACGAUUCGCUAUCGCGGUGGAACUGUAACGUCAUCCUGAUACGCGAUUAGAACGAAUAGGUAGGAGGGGAGCCCCCUCCAUAUUUAAGUUUGACAGUUCGUAGCCAUCGCACUGCCUACUUUCCUGCAGUUCACCAGUGCGAAUUGGCACAGGCGGUACUUCUCCGUCGAGGUACUCCGCACGAUGCGUUUUCUCCUCCGAGUUUUAUAACAAUCCGCUCGUUACUUUUUUUAACCCAAAAUUCACGUCCGACCGAUUUCUCGUGAUUAAAUCGACCUCGCCUCUUCCGCGUUUCGGAACGCUCGUAGUGCGACUCGAAUCCGGAUUUUCAUGAAAUAUUUUACGAUAAAUCGCGUAAUCGAAAAAAAAAAUUGUAAAUUAUCGUACAGUGGAAAAGUGAGUCGUUGAAAAUAUGUUCUGCGUAGUGAGCACGUGGUCGAGGGCUAUGCCUUAAGGAUUAUUCAUAGAUACUGAAUAAUUUUUUAAUUUUGUGCCCUCGGGUGUUUAAUGUUUCCAGUGUUUAACCUUUUCGCAUUAAAUAUAUUACCGGCGACGUGAAAUCCGGCGGAAUUAAGGGGCGUGGGGGUUACUUAAUUACAUUUUGUGAAAUUUUGGCCGUGAUCGGGAAGCGUUGAUCCGUUUCGACGAUCCGAAAGCGUGGUUACUUACACUUGGAUCUAGUUACUCGAGCCGCUCCGGAGAGGGUUAAUCGAAUCGUUACAAAGUACAUAAUACUAACUGCAUCCGGUCACGUAACUAUAGCGGACGGUGAAGAAUAGCAGGAUAUUACAGCUGGAUUCCGUUAUUUGAGAAAACAUUCCCCCUACGCGGAUGCAUCGACACGUUGUACAAAUAUUUCACUUCCCCGCCGCUGUCAGUACCGAAAUUUAGCUCGCAUAAUGUCAAAUUUCUGUUGCACGCUGCACUCGGCAUUUCGCCGGACGGUACCCCAAGUCGUAAAACACGUGAAAUGGAUUAUUUUUGAUAAAUUGCAAUUAACGCUCAAUGCCCCGUAAGUGGACUCAUUUACCUAAUUACCCACUCAACGAGUCGCGCAACAAUUUACUUCCGCGGUAAUGAGGAAAUUCGCGAGGUCGUUCAAUUCCGUCAACGAGCGCGCUUUCCAGAGGACGAGGGCCCCGAAUGUUGAUACGACUAAAAUUAUCACUCGCGCCUUAUCUCGCUCGAUACUCCAUGCUCUUAUCAAGGGAAACAUCGGACAAUUAAACCCGUGUUUAAUAAAAGCCACCGAGUUUGGUCAACUUCGCCGGAGGCUCCGCAAACCUCGACGAGACGAAUCAGACUCGGCGAAGGUUAUCUCGCGGCGGUUUUUAAUUUCGCGUCGUUCGAGAGACCGGUCGUCCUUUUUAUCGGGGGCUAGGACGUGCCCUGUAUUUUAUGCAAAUGCAGUCGGAGCCUCGUAUAAAGGUCGCGACGGUCAAGACUCGAGUCGCGAGUCUUAUCAGCGCGAUAGCCGUGAAGUCGUGCGGGAAAUCAACGCGUUCGCGGGGAGGGAAUUUUUUAUUUUUGUGGGCGUCAUGUCGAGGGCAAAAAGAAAAAGUAUUUCGCGCUCGUUAUUAUUCAACGUCUCCGAGUUUUCAUACGUGUGGCCUCGAAAAACUCGCCGCUAAAGAGGAACGAACGGUACCGCGUGAUAUAUCGGAGUGCACCCAUUCGAAGUGCAUCGGUGCACACCUCGCGCCAAGUGCACUUCGCGCUCGUCUAACGCCCCGGGAGGCUCGAUGGCGUGUUUUUAACGAUGCUUCCGAUUCCCCGGCUUUUUCGCGAAACUUCCCAUUCCCUGGCCGAAAAAAGAAAAAUGGACCGGAGCCAGCUAAUUUGGGAAAUUAAUUGGUGCACUCUGCAUCCCUCUUACGCGUCGACGCUCCCCCUCGCCGUCGGGUCUUUUAUAGAAAUAAUUUGUUAAUUAACGAUUUAACGGGACGGUUCGAGCGAUCGCCCGGUGGGAUUGACUCCGUUAGCGAGACUCGGCCAUUCGCAGCGACCGAGAGCCCUGGGAGCAAUUCGAACGACGAGGGUACCGUUGGCACGUGCUCGGGGUUCAUCCGUUUUGUUUAAACGAUUGUCACGUAUCGACGAACCGUUUUCUCUUCGAUUAACCCAGUGCCAACGCCCGGAUGACCGGAACACCCGUUCCACGAGCGGGAUGGACGCUCGUCCACCGUUUUUCCUCAUUUUUCACAUUUUCCUCGCUUUUAUCCAACAAGAAAUUGAAUCCGGGUUUACGAGCAAAAUUCAGAAGGGCGGAAAAAAUUGACGGGGUUUUUCUUUCCGGACCAUUCGCGUUUCGAAAUCGACGGCGAUUCCCCACGGGUAGAUCUAACCUCUACGGCCGACGUGCCCGUUCCGUCGUUUCGAGGAUUCCGUUAUUCGCGCCGGCAAUCGGUAGAAAGUUAUGCAUACGGCAAUGGAAUUCGUGAUUACUUUCGUACUUUCGAAGGUAAGACGAGAAGCGAACUCGCGCCGGCACGGGUAAUUGCGCGAAUGCCCUCGGUGCACUCGGUGCACACUUCGGAAGGGUCAUCCGCGCGAGGAUCCCCUCCGCUCGUCGCCGAGAUCCAUUAAUCGCUCCUCUCUUUCUCUUGAUUUGAAUUUUAUUUAAAUUUCCUGUAAAAGGAUGCGAGGCCCGGCCCGACGGGAGCACCGACGUGUGGGGAAUUUCACCGGCCUCCUUUGAGGGAUUUCGAGUAAGAUGCAACUAACCGAGUAACACGCGAUGCCCGUUCCUCCCCCUCUUUUGUGUCUUUUUUUUUCCUCGUUUCGACCGACUCUCCGAUCGGACCGUGCACGAGGGGAAGGAGAGGUUCGCUUCCUGCGCGGAUGCGUGUUCGAGCGCAUCGUAAAUGCACUCUCAUGGAGGCUUUCAGCGCGCAAAGAAACGGCCGGCCUCGUCUAGUCGGUCAAAUAAAUGCAUUUCCCGGGUUUUUGCCGAGUUUUUGCCCCGCAAAUGGCGCGCCCCCGUUACGGCCCCGGUUAGGAGUCAUAAAUCAUAAUCCGACACCUCGCGCGUCGUCGCGCCAAUUUUUCAACGUCCUCGGUCCAGGAAGGAUUCUCCUCGCGAGGGCUUUAUCUCCCGAGGAAAAGUGCACUUUGGAAGGCGCGUCUCGUUCGGAGACCCGCGGAGAAAGUGACGGAAUGCCCCAACGCUUACCGGGUUUCAUCGUUUAUUAAUCGGGAGAGGAUCGCGAAAAAUAAGGCCCGAAUAAAAUUAUAAACAAAGGAAUCGAUUUCCACAAAAUCCCCGCGGUGUUCUCAAGCGCGAUAUAAGAUUCCGGGAAAUUCUCCUCUCCACAGGGGUGGAGGAAAAAUUAGGGAAUUCGAGUCGCCGCGGUCGUUGUUCGGUCUCGUUCUCGAUAAAAAAUGAAUGGAGAGGCGAGAGGCGAUCGCUUCCGGGUAAGAAUGCAAAGUCGCCGGGUGAUUCGCCACGUCGUAACUUUCACAUUCAGCCCGGGAGAGAGGAAACUCUCCGGGGAUUGAAUAAUCGGCUUGAAAUUGUCCCACGAGUGCAGCUCCGUUGAAUACCGGGCCCGGUAUUUUCGCGCAACAAGGACGACGACGUUAAGAUGUGCAUCGCUCCUGCGCCGCGCGAUACGAGGAGGAACAAUCGCGUCGGGUAAAAGGGAAGACAAUGGGGAAUCUCGACUCGGGGUGCGAACGGUGAUAACUGCGCGAACGAUGCGAUCGAUCGGAGCAGGGCGAGUGCAAGAUCGGUGGCCCGGGUGCGGUCUCGAUCUCUGAAGAUCGAGGUUCCCGAGUCGAAGGAGUCGAUUCCUCGCUCAAAGGCGAGGCGCCCUCGAGGAAUCGAGGAAUCGAGGAAUCGAGGAGGAGACACCAUGUUCGGCACCACCAUGGUGGAGCCGCGAGAGCGCAGGUCACCGUGUGCCCAACACGGGCACCACCACCAUCGCCACCACCACCACCACUAUCACCAAGUGAUAAAGACCACCAGAGUGCACCAGACCUCGAGGUCCUCCAGAGUCGUCACCGUGCAAGAAAAGGUCAUCAGGUCCAGACUGCAGCUGGGAUACUCCACGCCCACCGCCUUUAUGAAUCGUUUCCCACAAAAGAUGGAGCGGCCCUCGCACACCGGAAGCCUGGGCCAGGUCCACGGGAGCGGGAUGCAGCACGGGGUCUACUCUUCCGGGAGCCAGGCGACGCUUUCGACAUCCUACAUCACGGGCCAGUCGUACAUCCAGAGUCAGAAUUACGUACACAGCUCGUACCCGGCCACGUCCCAGGCUUACCCUCACUACGGCCAGUCGCAGAAUUACGGGACCCUCGGCCAGGGCUACAACACCCAGGCCCAGCAGGGCUACCAACAGGCCCACCACAAAAAGGGCCCCGUCAGGAACGGCGACGUCCUCAAGCGCUGCAGACUCCAGACGGCGUACGAGCUCUCGCAGGAUCUAUUGGACAAGCAAAUCGAAAUGCUGGAAAGGAAAUACGGGGGAGUAAAAGCGAGGAACGCGGCCCUGACGAUACAGCGGGCCUUCCGGAGGUACACGCUGCUGAAGAAGUUCGCGGCGAUCACCGCGAUGGCGAAGGCGGAGAAGCGACUGAGCAGGAAGCUCCAGGACUCGGCCGACCGGGCCGGGAACCCUCCGGAGGCCGAACGAGUGGCCUACCACGGGCAGAUUUACGUCCAGCAGCCGCAAUCGACGAGUCGACCCAUGCCCAUCAGGAGCAUGUCCCUGAGGGAGAGGAGGCCCCUCGACGGGUCCCAGUCUCCCAUUCCCAGGAGCCAGAGCGGUCGCUGCGAGAUUCAGAUGACCCCUGGGCACCAGGUCAACGCCGGACACCAGAUGAGCAACCACGCUCUCCACCAAACCGGACGACACACGCCCUCUCUGACCCCGAGCCCCUGCGCGAGGCACCAGCCUCCCCCGAGUCCUUGCUGGGACUCCAGCUCUCAGGAGAGCGGAUCCAGCAUCCACUACUACAAUCCUCAGGAAACGCUGUGCGGCCUGCGGCAAGAGACACCCCCCAGGGACCUGCACAGAACCCCGUGCACCUCGCCCUCGACCCCCCACAACCUGCAGACCCCUCUGGCCCAGUCCUGGGGCACCUCGUCUCAGCUGGGCUCGGGGGGACGAGCCAGGGGAUCUGGGAAAAAAGUCCCGCCGGAAGUCCCCAAAAGGACCUCCUCGAUCACCUCGAGGUCCAUGGAGCCCCGGCACAACGGCCUGAGCAAGAGCGUCGAGAACGGAAGUCUCAGUUCCGUUCAGAGUUCCGGCAGCGAUUCGACCAAUUGCGAGAGCUCCGAGGGCGACGUUCACAGAGGGUCGCCAAUUUGGAAGCACAAGGGAAUCUCAAGCUCUCCGGAGCACCAAGAAUGCGGCCAUCCAGCGGAGAACAACAGCGGGAUGAGCAGCGGCAAAGAUCUCAAUCAUUCCCAUGCCAGCUCGGGGUACCAGCUUCCGUUGAUGGACCACACGGAAGCGCCUCCUCAAACCACUUGCAAAGUAUCCGAAACCGUCAGGAAGCGUCAGUACAGAGUCGGCCUGAACCUCUUCAACAAGAAGCCGGAGAGGGGAAUCAACUACCUGAUAAGACGAGGCUUUUUGGAGAACAGCCCCCAGGGAGUGGCCAGAUUCCUUAUCAGCAGGAAAGGACUGUCCAAACAGAUGAUCGGCGAAUAUCUUGGGAAUCUGCAGAACACGUUCAACAUGGCCGUGCUAGAGUGCUUCUCGCACGAGCUGGACCUAUCGGGGAUGCAGGUGGACGUGGCGUUAAGGAAGUUCCAGGCGUACUUCCGAAUGCCAGGAGAGGCCCAGAAGAUCGAGCGACUCAUGGAGGUGUUCAGCCAACGCUACUGCCAAUGCAAUCCUGACGUGAUAUCCAGGUUACGCUCCGCGGACACCGUCUUCGUCCUGGCCUUCGCCAUCAUCAUGCUCAACACCGACUUGCACACCCCGAACCUGAAACCUGAGCGCAGAAUGAGGCUCGACGACUUCGUGAAGAACUUGAGGGGAAUCGACGACUGCGGCGACAUCGAUAGAGACAUUCUCGUUGGGAUCUACGAGAGAGUCAAAGCGAACGAAUUUAAGCCCGGCUCGGACCACGUCACCCAGGUGAUGAAGGUCCAGGCCACGAUCGUGGGAAAGAAGCCGAACAUGGCUCUACCCCAUCGAAGACUAGUCUGCUACUGCAGGCUCUACGAAAUACCCGACAUCCAUAAAAAAGAGAGGCCCGGGGUCCAUCAGAGGGAGGUCUUCCUCUUCAACGACCUCUUGGUGGUCACCAAGAUCUUGAGCAAGAAGAAGAACAGCGUCACUUACACCUUCAGGCAGAGCUUCCCCCUUUGCGGCAUGAUUGUCACGCUCUUCGAAGUUCCCCACUAUCCUUACGGGAUAAAGCUCUCGCAGAGAGUCGACGGAAAGGCGCUGGUGACGUUCAACGCCCGGAACGAGCACGACCGGUGCAAAUUCGCGGAAGAUCUGCGGGAGUCCAUCAGCGAGAUGGACGAAAUGGAGACCCUGAGGAUCGAGACGGAGCUCGAGCGGCAGAAGAGCAGCCGAGGUGCCAGGGGAAGUGCCGAGAACCGCGACUCCGGGGUCGCCGACGUCGAGGUCUGUCCCUGUCCUGGUCCCUGUCUGGAGAGAUCCGAGGCCGUCGACGUGGACACGCAGCUUAAGCGCUCCGCUCUUAGCAACUCUCUCCUUGACAUACACGAGCAGUUCGCUGGAGAGAAACCGCAACGCCGUGGUAGCGUGGGUUCCUUGGACAGCGGUAUGUCGAUUUCAUUUCAAUCUACUUCCGCCAGCUCGAUGAGCCAGGGCGUGAAACACCCGGGCCAGGUUCACUCUGUGCACCCUGGAGCUACGAUCCCUGGCGGUAAAGGGUUGUCACAGCAGCCGUCUUUUUUAGGGGGCCUAUUCGCCAAGCGUGAACGAAAGCUGUCCCAGUCCGAGGACACUAGCCCGUACAGCCGCACCACCGAAGUCUAAUCGAGUACUUCGACGUGUCUUGUAACGUACAUUGGUUUCAUGAGCGCGCACCGGAAAUGGGCAGAUUUUAUUUAUAUCACUUUCCGUUUUAAUUACCUUGCCGUUUAUUUCGGUGUAUACGUGGAAACGCGAAAAGCCUUUUAUUUGCAAUCAUUCGCGAUUUAGCGCGAUCAGUAAUUGAAAACUUGUAAUGACUUUUAAGGGUGUUUAAUUAUGCCCAUCUCUGGUGCGCGUACUCACAGAGGAACGCGUACGCACAGGGGCAGGCCAACGAAAAAUGAUCAGUUAGUUUUCUCUCGAACCAAAAAACUAUCUCGAAAUACCUUCCAGGUUACUAUACGUAAGGUUUUAGAGAGUUGGAAAGGCUGACAAUAGUUGUAGCGACUCAACGUUUAGAGUUUGUAUACCUCGUUGACCAGUUUUCCGGGAGAUGUGAACGAGUUUAUUAAUGGGGAAUCUAUACUAUGGACUAAUUAGAUGUCGUACCGCUACCUUCUAUCGUGGACACUUUGUUACAUUGCCUAGGGUGGUACAAUUUUGACUCUUUUGGCUCUGGAAUUUUUUCGAAACUCUGGAAGAAUUAACUCUACCCUCCCUUUUUUUCCCGCUAUUUGACAAACGAGGGUGUAAUAUUCGACGCUAUUAAAAUUCAAAUUUGCCCGCGUCUGUAAAAUAUAUCAGGGCCAAAAGGAUUGACAGAUCGAGUAAUGAAUAAACGGCAAUUUUAAAGUUGAAGCGAAUAUAGCUGCAAUAAAGUCGUCCGAUCAUACAUUUUUAAUGAUAUAGAAACACUUUGUGAAACUCUCCAACUCUUGCUCAGGGUACUCGUUACCACCCCUUUUGUUUAAAAGUAAAAAUAGUUAAUAACUAAAUGAUCAUUCUAACUGGUCCUUCCUGUUAUCUACUGUACAUGUAUGAUGCAAAUAUUAUAUUCUUUACAGAAUUUGUUUAAUGCACCCUGCACGUUGUGGGUCGUAUAUGUCAUCAUGGAUUUUUCUCGAUUUUUGUUUUUAACAUUUUGCAUCAAACUUGACUUUAGUCUUUUAUGGUCAUUGAAGAACAUUGCAGUAAUUCUCUUGCUUUCCGCUAAAAGUCAAGGUUUGAUAAGUGCAAUUUUAUUAAUGUUCUCCCCCUUAAGAUACGAGAAUCUGUACCUCGGUACAUCACAAGAUAAUGCGUACGUUGAUUUAAUUAACGGUGGUAUAUAAAAUGCAUGCAUAAUAAUUUUCUUUCCCAAGUGCGGUAGUCAGUUGGCGGUGUGUCCUCCUCGUGUAAGUUUAUUUACGCCUCUGCUAGCUGUAACAGUUCGCAUAAUCGUUUUAAUUCUUAUUUAUUCUGUCUCUGUAUAUAAAUAUAGCAUUAACUACAAAUGGACAAGUUAUUCUUCUCUGGAUAAAAAGUUUUAAUGAUAGGCAGAAAUUCCAAAUUCAGCACGUUUCUAACAACGGCAAUUUCACACAUUUAUUGCUUUUUCGUAAUUGUAUAGACCUCUCGUUUUUUCAUUUCUCCCAGAACACCUUUUCGCUCGUACAUUCGAUGUUUCAAACGAUACAACAAUCUUCGUCAAUUUUACGAAGCAUCGUUAAUAUCCCAUAUUUCCUCGUGUUUCUAUAAAUUUUUCAUAUCUAUCAACAAACGUUUCCUGUUGGAAUGAAACGAUUACUGCAAUAUUAUACAUCACUACACGAGAGGGAAAUAAUUGAUAAGACUUCCAUGAUUAAUACGCUCUCAUUUUCAUUAUCCCUACACGAGAGUCAUGACAACCAAAGUGGGAAAAAUUACAUGAAUAAUGUAUAAAAUGCAGAUAUUAUUUAGAGUCCGAAUUUGGGCGUACAAAACAUGCUCAUGAUUUUAUCAAACGUAUAUCUUCAAGUUAAAAGUUAUACAUGCAUUUCCUGCAGAAUAUUUCAUGAAUGAUUAAUAUAAUAAAUCACGAAUAUGUAAUCAAGAUGUGGAAUAUACAUAUACAUAUGUUCCUUAAAAGUAAGCAUCGAUAACGAUAAAGAUUAUUAUAAAAACUGAAAUGUUCUGAACACCCAAUGCCGGACAUGAUAUCAUUUUAUGCGUGAUCUGUAUAAUUUUUCCACCGGGGAGAAUAGCACGUAUACGAAGUGCUCCCAAAGAAAAGAAAAAAUGAAAUAUUAUAAAAUUUGCAAUAAGUCAGCGUCAUGCGGGAAAUCUUUCUGAUCAGGCAGGAUCCGAUCAGGUGGGUUUCGAAUUUGAAGAAAAUUAAAUUAAUCCUCCCACCCAAUUUACGCGUACUAUUUAUUCGUCGAAGGAUUGUUGGAUCCCCCUUCGUUCGCUGUUUAUAGGUCCGAAAUAAAGAUUUGUAACAUAAUCCGUUCGUGUGUAGAUAUAUAUAGAGUUAUUAAUUCGGACCGGUGUAUUUGUACAUCGCGAAAUGAUCGUACGCAUACCCUGCGGAAUCGGUCCUAAGUAGAUCUUAAGGGAUUAAAUUAAAAUAUACAUGAGAAAUAAUUAACGACGGACUCAUAAGUUGGGACCGAGGAUGAUUACUUAUCAGUGGUCAGUGUUAAGUCAGAGAUUAUUACAUAAGUAUUAUUCCAUUACCUAUGCCCUACAUUUACAUCACCUUCAUCAUCAUCGUCGAUUAUUUGUAAAUAAUAGGCACGUAACACCUGUACAAUUUAUCCUGUACAAUGAUUGCAGUCUAAGUCGCUUACGAUUACUAUUGAUGUUAGAUGCAUGUUGAUGUUACAAAAUAUCAAGGAAGCGGUUGGAGAUGUCUUGUUAUCGAGAUACAAACCUAGAAAUCUGAAGUCUUAUCAGAUCGUGGAAGUAAAACGCAUAUGUAUAAUUAAUCGACCAGAUUUUCACGCCGAAGAAAUGCAGUUUUCAUGUUAUUUAUAAUAUCUUUGAUUUUAAAAGGGAAUAUAUUUUUAAUGAUAAUAUUUUAUAAGUUCAGUUCAUGAGAUGCGUGUUACACUUAAUUUGUCAUGUUUUAUCCAGGUUUUGUAUGUCGAUGUCAUGAGACUCCUAUCAGCUCAUUAGUUCGAAUUGAGAGUGCAGCGACAAUUUAGUUAUGAUAUAAACGAUGUAACUUCGCUCUGAAAUUCUGUCGAGAAUUAAUCGUCAUGUACAUAACAUUGCUGAUUGUAAUACGAACAGUUAAUAAAUACAAGGUACGAUUAAAACCAAUAAUUUUCUAA
Molecule: messenger RNA, 13807 nt
Organism: Orussus abietinus
Lineage: Eukaryota; Metazoa; Arthropoda; Insecta; Hymenoptera; Orussidae
Gene: siz
Product: IQ motif and SEC7 domain-containing protein 1
Exons: 7
Coding region: 7524-10637 (1037 amino acids)
Biological process (GO): regulation of ARF protein signal transduction; actin cytoskeleton organization
Molecular function (GO): guanyl-nucleotide exchange factor activity
Source: RefSeq, a predicted model, not a curated record